ACAAGCAACAGCUACUCUGAGUCUGUGCGCACGUGCCUCAGCGGUGAGAGGAGAAAAGAAAAAAAAAGAUGAAGUUUGCGCUAGUGAGCUGGUCAAAGGGGAAGGAUAAAGAUGCUCUCAGUAUAGUCCCCGUAAAUUGGAUCGUAGACUUCGAUCCUGAAAACUCUAAAAAGGAGUAUCUUAUCGAGUGCCGCUGCAUCGGUGGCAAGAGGCCUACUAAUGGGUGGACGGUUGAAACAGCACACAUUUUGCAGCUGGCAGAAAAUGAGUCUACACUUAAGACUGCUGAGCAGAAACUCUUGCAAGAGGACCUACCAAAAAGCAAGAAGAGAAAGAGGGUACCCAACAAACUUUACCUUGACACACAGGAGGUAGAACAAGUUGCAAAAAAGAAAAACUACAGACUCAUAGCUGCAAGACAGUCUGAAUUAGAGGUUCUUCGCCAAGAAGAACCUAACCUCAGCCCAGUGGGGACUUCUUUAGAGGCACUUGAGGAGGAGAUCAGGGCCCUCAGGGAAGAGAAUAAAAGACUGCAGGACCAGCAGAGUGUAGGAUCGUCUGCAGCCAGUAAAGAUCUUGAGACCAAAGUCAAGGCUUUACAUAAGGAGAACACCAGGCUGUGCAAAAUGGCAGUCAAAGAAAUUCCAUCACUCUUAGCAGCUGUGAGGACCCUCAUUUCGGACAAGAUCACAGAGAGCUCAAGCAAUGGAGAUGAAACCGAAUAUGAGGCCAGUGUUGCUCUACCAUCACCUCCUCAACCCACACCUCCCAAACCAACAUCAGUGCCACUAGGGAAUGAUGACUCCACCAGAGUGUCUGCCCAUUGUUGGGAGACUGCAAAAGCACAACCUACAGCGAAAGCAAUGGCCCGCACCCUCCUGUUGGGCCUGUUCAGCAUUGAUGUCCUACUGAAGUCCAACCUGACGGGAGGGGUCAACAAGGUCGAUCCAUCUGCAGAGAGACGCCAGCCUCUGGACCCCAAGAAGCUUACAGCUUUACUCAAUGCAGUUGUUCAGCAACACCCAGGGGCGAAGAUUCCAGACAUACGAACGGCCAUAAACAAAAAGAUCUGUGAGUUAAGACACCAGGAGAAGAAAAAGUCCAUGGACAACUGAAGGACUAUCAGAGUGGGUCUUGAUA
This is a messenger RNA of Tachysurus vachellii, 1140 nucleotides long. RefSeq lists its product as uncharacterized. The coding region runs from base 69 to 1115 and encodes 348 amino acids. The transcript has 6 exons. NCBI's taxonomy places the organism in Eukaryota, Metazoa, Chordata, Actinopteri, Siluriformes, Bagridae. The record is from RefSeq and is a predicted model, not a curated record. Gene Ontology annotation, molecular function: DNA binding.